UACGAAAUGACUAGUAACCGUCUAGACAGUUCGGCAAACGCACCAAACAGGGAUAGAAAUCAGACCAACAAGCCUACUCCGAUUACCCACUACUUGUGGAGGAGCCUUGCUGUAACUAGUACAUAUGGUCCUACUGAAUUUAGGUUUACCUCACUUUGAUAAAGGGAGACUACUUCUAGUGACAAGUUGGAAAAUGGCUUCAAGAGGAGUAAGCAGCCUGAUACACGACAAGGCGUAUGUUGAUGGGCAGUGGGUGUCGGCCAUAUCAGGCAAGACAUUCGAAGUGUUAAACCCAUCAACUGGAAGUGUUGUAGGUGUUGUUCCUGAUAUGAAUGCUGAUGAUGCUGACGUGGCUGUGAAGAAGGCGUACCAGGCUUUUCAGUCGUGGAAAGAAACCACAGCAAAGGAGCGGAGUGAUAUUCUACGACGCUUUUACGAUCUUUCUUGUCAACAUAAAGAUGAACUCGCCAAGCUGAUCACAGAAGAAAAUGGAAAACCACUAUCUGCUGCUAAAGGUGAGGUGGCUUAUGGGAAUGGUUUCAUCGAGUGGAAUGCCGAAGAGGCAAAACGAGUGUACGGAGACAUAAUACCAUCAUCUGUGUCAUCAAACAGAAUCCUGCUCCUAAAGCAGCCAGUCGGCGUGUGUGGAAUGAUCACACCUUGGAACUUCCCCCAUGCAAUGAUUACAAGAAAGGCUUGUGCCGCGUUGGCGGCUGGAUGUACUGUUGUUCUGAAGCCGGCAGAAGACACACCAUUGUCAGCCCUGGCGCUGUGUGAGCUUGCCGAGAAGGCUGGCUGCCCUAAAGGGGUGAUUAACGUGGUGACAAGCUGCCGGGAAAACGCUGCACAGAUUGGAAAAGUUCUCUGUGAACAUCCAUUGGUCAAGAAGAUAUCUUUUACAGGAUCAACUUAUGUGGGCAAAAUCCUACUGCAGCAGAGUGCCAGCACGGUUAAGAAAGUGUCGCUGGAGUUGGGUGGUAACGCUCCGUUCAUUGUGUUUGACAGCGCUGACGUUGAUGCCGCAGUCACUGGGACGAUGCUGUGCAAAUUCAGAUGUUCUGGACAGACGUGUGUAUGUGCCAACAGAAUUAUGGUUCAGGAAGGAGUCUAUGAUGAGUAUGUGAAGAGGCUUGCUGACAGAAUGAAGCAGGAGCUCGUUGUAGGGGACGGAUUUACAGACGGAAUAAAUCAGGGUCCACUUAUUAAUGAAAGGGCUGUGCAAAAGGUUGAGCGUCUUGUAAAAGAUGCCACAUCGAAAGGUGCUCAGAUUGUACUUGGAGGAAAACGGCAUGACAAGGGAGGUAAUUUCUAUGAGUCCACGCUUUUGAAAAACAUCUCUACAGAAAUGACAUGCACCCAAGAAGAAAUAUUUGGACCUGUGGCCAGUGUAAUGAAAUUCAAGACUGAGGAGGAGGCCAUCGAAAUAGCAAAUGCUACUAGUGUUGGACUUGCAGCAUAUUUUUAUUCACAAGACCUGACUCAGGUGUUUCGGGUGAUGGAGAAACUCGAGGUCGGCAUGUGUGGGGUUAACGAGGGAAUCCUCUCCACCGUCCAGGCUCCGUGGGGCGGGGUCAAGGAAUCCGGGAUGGGACGCGAGGGAAGCAAGUACGGGAUUGACGACUAUACGGAGAUAAAGUAUGUCUGCAUUGGAGGACUCCAGUGAAGAUUUCAUUUGUCGACGAACAAGAGGAUGAAUGAGGAUAUAGGGGUUGGGCUAUAAAAUGCACAUCCACAGGCCUUUGAUAAUUAAGCAAAAUCAUAUUUACGUGAUCAACGCGCGAACGAAAUUUAAUUUGAAAAUCUGGUUGUGAACAGAACACGUUUGAUUAUAUGCAGAUAUCUUAUUGGUUUUUGAAGCAGUACCUUACAACCAGUAACUAGUUUUAAGAAGUUAUGAUUAAUUUGUUGAUGAUCAAGAUGAGCUUUAAGUUUGAUAGAUCAGGUUGUGAACUUAAAGGUAUAUAGUACUCUUAAUUAUAUAUAUAUAUAUAUUGUAUGACAGGGCUUAAAAACGAAAUAUGUCCUGUUAACACAAAAUAUGGUCUGCUGGAAAUAAUACAGCACUAACAUACUUCUGUCACGAUUGAUUGCUCAUGUACGUGUAUAUUGUUUGUACUAAUAAGCAAAUGAUUACGGUAAUAAAUAAUUGAAUUCAAUUGAGUGGUGGGUUUGGGACAGUGUGUGGAAAGUUAAGAUAUCUGAGAGGUAUUUUAGAGCAUUUAAAAAAUUAAAAUUUAACAGAAUCACGAACUCAGACUCAGCUAAAUAGAAGAUGAGAUGAUCGUACAUGCAUCAGUCUCUUGAAAAUGACCUGCAAAUUUUUGGUAAUUUUAGCAGGUUAUUUCUUUCUUCUUUUUCAUCUGCUAGGUAUAAAAAAUAUACUGUUUUUCACUUUUUGCAGGCCGCUAUUUCGAGCCCUGUAUGAGACAUCUUGCUUAAACCUACUUAGUGGUUUCAUACUUAGCUUAAACCUACUUAGUAGUUUUAUACUUAGCUUAAACCUACUUAGUAGUUUCAUACUUACGUAGCUUAAACCUAGUUAGUAGUUUCAUACUUAGCUUAAACCUGCUUAGUAGUUUCAUACUUACGUACCUUAAAUUUACUUAGUAGUUUCAUACUUAAAUGUUGAUUUUCUUACAUCCAUUUUGUUCUUAGUUGUCCAAAUAAAACCAAGACAAUUUUUUUAUGUAUAAGGUUAUAUGUUAUUAGUCUCAUAUUGAUCCAGUCAAAGAUAACCAUAGGUUUCGUCUGCGUUCUGUCAAUCUGUCUGUGUGUCCCACAUAUAGUUUUCUGGAUGUUUUGUUCUUUCAAAACAAUUUGUGUAUAGUCUUAUCUUGUUGCGGAUUAAGUUUGACUUUCGUGUGGAUUUUGUCACUUUUGAUUUUCAUGGGAAUUUAUUCAAGGGCCUUAAUUUGUCAAAAAAUUGAAUUUAUUUGCCUUGGACAAAAGAUAUGAAAAUUUGUUGGACCUAACCGGCCUCGGUGGUGUCGUGGUUAAGCCAUCGAACAUAAGGCUGGUAGGUAGAAGGUUCCCAGCCCGGUAGCGAGUUUUAACGACUCAAUGGGUAGGUG
Molecule: messenger RNA, 3071 nt
Organism: Gigantopelta aegis
Lineage: Eukaryota; Metazoa; Mollusca; Gastropoda; Neomphalida; Peltospiridae
Product: succinate-semialdehyde dehydrogenase, mitochondrial-like
Exons: 12
Coding region: 125-1663 (512 amino acids)
Biological process (GO): GABA catabolic process
Molecular function (GO): succinate-semialdehyde dehydrogenase (NAD+) activity
Source: RefSeq, a predicted model, not a curated record